This is a messenger RNA of Yamadazyma tenuis ATCC 10573, 1749 nucleotides long. The record is from RefSeq and is a predicted model, not a curated record. Lineage: Eukaryota; Fungi; Ascomycota; Pichiomycetes; Serinales; Debaryomycetaceae.
UUCGGUCAAGAAAUACGUCUCAGAGGAAUUUCGUAAAAUCCUCUCAAACAAGGUAAUUAUAAAGGAUUUCUGCUUCUCUAAGGAAGUCAGAUACGGCACAUACAAGAAUGAGGCAUAUCUUCCUCCAGGAGCAAUAGUAGCCAGGAGGAACAUCGAAAAUGAUGAAAGAAGCGAACCUCAAUAUAGAGAAAGAAUUCCCUAUAUUGUGUAUCGAGAUCCUACCAAACAACGAUUAAAAGAUCGGUGUGUUUCUCCUGAGGAGUUUAUCGAGAGGUUGAAUACUUCCGAACCAAUGCAGUUGGACUAUGAGUACUAUAUCUUAAAAGUAUUGAUACCUCCGUUGGAAAGAGUCUUCAAUUUAAUGGGAGUGGAUCUCCAACAAUGGUAUAAGGAACUUUCAAAACCAGAUAAUGAUAUUCAGCUGACAUCGUCUGGUAUCACGAAUUCAGUGUUUAUUCAAAAGAAAUCUUGUAUCAAUUGUCAAAGACGAAUUAUCGUGAAAAAUUCUAAGCUCUGUCACGUAUGCUUGAAAGAUACACCUCUGUUGAUACUCAGUAGCAAACUUGAACAAAAGUAUCUACAAACCAAAUUAUCUGAUCUCAACAAGGUAUGCGGUAUUUGUGUUAGCCAUGAAAAUGUUAAAGCCACCAACCAAGUAUUUUAUGACAACUGCAAGAACAAGGAUUGUUCAACUUAUUUCAAUCGUAUAAAGACCAUGAACGAACUCAAAAUAUCAACCCAAAGAAGUGACGAACUCUUCGAGGUUCUUGAUCGGUGAGGUCUAUGUUCCCAUAAUUUUGCAUUUAUAGAGUAUUGUCAAAUUUCAACCGCGUUUUUAUCAAAACAUCAUCAACUCUAUUUAAAGAAAAUACCCAAUGCCAUACACGAAGGAAAUAACAUUGCCCGAGGGUUACACCUUCAGAAGGUUAGAAAAGUCUGACUACAACAACAAUUAUAGAGAAACUUUACAGGUAUUGACGACAGUAGGAGAAAUAUCCGAGUCCAAGUUCAAUGAUCUAUUUGAAAACUGGAACGCAUUACCCAACAUCUUCCACCCGCACGUAAUUACCAACGAACAAGGCAAAGUGGUGGCAACUGGAAUGUUGUUUGUGGAGAAGAAAUUGAUCCAUGAGUGUGCUCUGUUAGGUCACAUUGAAGAUAUUUCAGUUGCAAAAUCUGAACAGGGAAAAAAAUUGGGUUACUCCAUGAUCGUGGGAUUAACAAAAGUGGCUCAACAACAAGAAUGCUAUAAGGUAGUAUUGGACUGUUCUCCUCAUAAUGUGGGCUUCUAUGAGAAAUGUGGAUAUGGUAACGGAGGGAACAACAUGUACAUCAAGUUUUAGAUCGGUGAUUUAUUCAUACUAUACACAAUUAAGUCAUUUAUAAUGUCUUUAGACCAUUUAUAUCUUUUCUAGAGCCUAAAAUCUUGUUAGUAUUACCUUCAACGGUAGUUGGUGUUUUCAAUACAUACCUCCAUUGAAACAAUUGAAUUUCCUCUGAUAACCUUUGAGAUUGUUAGUAAGCUGUUGAGUUAAAUAUUCUCCUUCAAGUUGUUCAAUACAUACCACUGUUCCUAUGUUGGACGUAUCACCAUUUUCCCUGACCUCUAAUGCUUCAGAUAAGGUUAUAUUCAAAAAUACAUCGAAUGCUUUCAAUACUCCCGUAACGGACCUGGUACCAUUUAAAUGAACAGAGAUCUUCUUAUUCAUAUACUUCUUUAAUUCGGGAGUGGAUACCAUCUUUGAUAGU